Messenger RNA from Electrophorus electricus (electric eel), 3235 nucleotides. The record is from RefSeq and is a predicted model, not a curated record. NCBI's taxonomy places the organism in Eukaryota, Metazoa, Chordata, Actinopteri, Gymnotiformes, Gymnotidae.
UCAAGUUGCCCCACGACCGGAAACCCCGCUCAAUUUCCAUUGCAAACUUGGCCCUCCGGCUGCAGUAUUUUUUUUUCAGCAGCAGUGUGCAGUGGAAGUAAAGAUUUGGGAGGUUGUUAUGGUAGCUUUAAGCUUUUCUCCAUACCCAAGUAGUUCCACCUCCCCAGCCUUGUUGCAGAUCUCUGCGCCAGCUCACCGGGGCAGAUGUGCAGGGCUUUGCGGCUGAAUUUGCGCCGACUUUUCUCGGGACUGUUGUAAACAUGCAGCCUCCGCCAAGGAAGGUGAAAGUUAGUCAGGAGCUGAAGCAUGCUCAGGCAGAGCAGUUAAACAGGCUGCACGUGAAACAUCAGCUUGACUGUGACCUUCUGGAAGACCUGAGGACAUACAGUCAAAAGAAAGCUGUACUAGAGAAGGACUAUGCACAGGCGCUCCAGAAACUGGCCUCCCAGUACUUAAAGAGGGAGUGGCCUGGAAUUCAGUCAGAAGAGCAGAAAGAAUACAGGAACGUUUGCACAGUAUGGAGGGCGUACCUGGAGGGCGUUGUGAAAGUGACGCAGUCGCGAAUCAGUGGCUCUGACAGCUACAAAAGCCAGGUGUCUGAGCCAAUCAAAACGUUCCGCACCCAUAAAGAGCAGCAGCUGAAGAAGUGUAUUGAACAGCUGACACGUAUCCAGGCAGAGCUGCAAGACACAGUCAAGGACCUGACCAAGUCCAGGAAACAGUACCAGGAGACAGAGCAGAUGGCCCAGGCUGUAAGGGAGAAAGCAGACAUGGAGGCCAAGUCAAAACUCAGUCUGUUUCAGUCCCGCUCCAGCUUGAAAAGAGCAAGUGUAAAGCUGAAGGCCAAGCGGAACGAGUGCAACUCCAAAGCCACGCACGCCAGGAACGAGUACCUCCUCACCCUGGCGGCCGCCAACGCCCACCAGGGCCGUUACUACGACAACGACCUGCUCUGCUGCAUUAAGGUCCUGGAUGGCAGUGUGUACGAUCACAUGAAGGGAUAUCUGGUGUCACUGUGUCAAGCGGAGCUGGAGGCGGCACAUACCGUACAGGACACCUUCAACUUCUUGCUGGAGAAGUCCACCGGAGUGAUGCAGGACUUUCACCAGGAGCUUUUUAUUCAAGAGAAUCCUGUGUUUCAGCAAGCACAGCUGUUCCAGUUCCAGCCCUGUGACAAUGACCCAGUGUCCCAGCUUCAGAAGGAGACCGGCACGGCGGAGGAGCACAGUCUGAACAAGGAGGCGAGGAGGUGGGCCACGCGCGUGGCCAGAGAGCACAAGAACAUCAUGCACCACCAGCGGACACUGUCGGAGUGUGAGGGGUCGCUGCAGCAGGAGCAGAACUCUGGUGAGCUGGAUCUGAAGGUGGAGGAGUCCAGAGAGAGCAUCCGGAAGGCUGAGACGGUGAAGCUGAAGGCGGAGGCCCGUCUCAACCUGCUCCGGGAUGUCGGCGUUGCCGUGGACACCUGGCUGAAGAGCGCAAUGAACCAGGUGAUGGAGGAGCUGGAGAACGAGAGGUGGGCCACGCUGACCCCCCACGAUGCCUCGCUCUGCAGCACAGCGGAUUUGGACAGGGAGGAUGACGAGGAGACAGAGGAUGCAGAAACACAAGAUGACAGCAGUUCCAGCCCCUGUAGCACGCUGAGGAACUACCCCCUCACCUGCAAAGUGCUCUACUCAUACCAGGCGUCACAGCCAGAUGAGCUAAGCAUCGAGGAACAGGAAGUGCUGGAGGUUAUAGACGAUGGCGAUAUGGAGGACUGGGUUAAGGCCAGGAACGGAGCGGGUCAGGUGGGCUACGUUCCGGAGAAGUACCUGCAGCUGCCGUCCUCCAACAGCCUGCUGAGCAUGUUGCAGUCGCUGGCAGCCCUGGACGCGCGCUCGCGCUCCUCCAGCAACUCUGCGGAGCAGGAGCCAGAGCCGGCCUCCGAGCACGCACGGACCCGCCCCAGCGGAGAUGACGGAGUGAGCUUUGCGAAGGCGCUGUACGACUACGAAGCCCAGACGGAGGAUGAGCUCUCCUUCCCGGAGGGUGCCAUCAUCCGCAUACUGAACAAAGACAACCAGGAGGACGACGGUUUCUGGGAGGGCGAGCUCAACGGCAGCAUGGGGGUCUUCCCUGCCGUGCUGGUGGAAGACCUGGCGGCAGCCAACGGCGACGAGACUCCCCCGCACAGAGGCACGGAAACCCAGGUCCACUUAACGCCGUAUGUCCGAUGUGCGUGUUCUCAGGGCUGCUCGCCCCGCCCUCUUUCUAUGACCCAGUUGCAGGCGUCAGCCUGUAGCAGCCCCGCCUCCAGCGCAGCCCCGCCUCCGCUGCCGACGCCCACGCUGCCCUCCGGCCCGGCUGGCGCCUCGGCCUCCCCUCUCCCGAGCCCGCACUCCCUAAAUGGCUUCCACAGGCCAGCCCCAGGACCACCGAAAACCGGCCACGGUCAUUCCCUCAACUCCACCCCACCACCCAGGUACCCUGCAGAUGGAGGACCGGGAACACUCAGGCCUGUGCGCGCUGCGCCUCCCCCUCCCAAACAACAGGCUCAGGGCCAAGUGCAAAAAAGGGAAGCAGUGGAGAUCACGCUGGUGUGAGGGGCGCCGCCCUGGUGGUCCUGGCCCGUUUCGACUGAACCGCCCUCCAGGGCGGUCCCCGGGCCCACUUUGAAGGGAGGGAAGGAUUGUAUUAUGCCAGAACCAGAAUUGUGGCAGCAAAGUGAAAGGUUGGAUGCAUCUGGAAUGCAUUUUGGAGUAAGCAGAGCUUAAACUAGAGGUCUACACACACAACCUCCCGCCCCAUGUGACACAUUCUGUGCUUUAGUGUUUUUCCCUGUCUGGGAGGUCAUGCCAUCUGUUUUGACUUCACCGCUGAAGUCAUCACUAAACACUUAAGCUAGUGAGUGUGAAACAUUCGGGGGAAUCAACAAAAAAAAUCAGAUCAGCAAUCAGCGGGAAAACCCCGUGUGUGUAGUGUUCUAGGGGGGUUAUGGGUGCAUUUAAACAAACAUGAAUGGAAUCAACAGCAGUGGUUGAGCUGGCGUUCAACUUUGUUGUUCACUUCCUGUGGAGUGGUCUGGCUGAGGUGGUCUGGCUUUCACAGCCAAGAACAUGAUUGGAAGAAAACGGACUUCCUAAAGGGAAAACGGACUUCUUAAAGGGAAAAGUGGCAAUUAUUAUUUAGUCCAUUUUAGAUAGUUAUGAAUUUGUAGUAUGUUUAAGCUCAAUACAAAAAAAAAAAAAAAAUU